UGGCCCCAUGUUCUAUCAAGUAAGGAUUUGGUAGUUAAAAGUAUUUAUCAAAUGAAUAUUUUUUUUACAACUUAGAAAGGCAAAAUAUAUAUUAAGCCUAAUCAAAAUUACAGUAAAAGGGAAGCAUUUGAUGGAUGCGGACCGGGUCGAACUACGAUUGUUUUAAUAAUAACGCAUUCGUAGAAGUCGGAAAAUCGGAAGGGACAGCCAACAACACCCCCAUUGCGUCGCGCUGAUCAUAGCUUCGUUGUUGUUUCGAUUUCUGGAAAUCAUGUUGCUUAGUCGAACCAAAUCAAAGAUUUGGAUUCACAACAACAAUUCUCCCAAUUUCUCUUGUUCUUCUUUCAAAGAUAUCAACACCCUUUUCUCCGACGAUUCUGAUUACAAUUCACCCGUUUCCACCACCACCACCAAAAAACCCAAUAUAUUCCAUCGUGUCCUCCGCGUUAACGCGGUCCUCCGUGCUUUCUCAACCCGACCCGCACCCGCACCCGAAUCAACAACUCCGAAAUCGAUUCAAAUCCCAGCAGCUGAGAAGAAAAUAGUGAUUUACUUCACCAGCCUUAGAGUAAUUCGUUCUACAUUCGAUGAUUGCAAAGCCGUUCGAUCGAUUCUGUCUAGCUUUCGUGUUUCGGUUGAUGAACGAGAUGUGUCUAUGGAUGCGGGGUUCAUGGAAGAGCUAAAGACGAUAUUGGGUACCCGUGUAAAGACGAAAUUGUCCUUGCCCAGAGUUUUCAUCGGCGGGAGUUACGUUGGUGGCGCGGCGGAGAUUAUUCAGCUUCAUGAAGCCGGUGAGCUGAAGAAAUACGUUGAAGGGCUGACUCCGGCGGAAUUCAGCACGUGCGAAGUGUGUGGAGGUAAUAGAUUUGUUCUCUGUGAAGAGUGCAGUGGUAGCCAAAAGUGUUAUAGCGAGAAAAGUGGAUUCAGGACUUGCACGGUUUGUAAUGAGAAUGGUUUGAUCAGGUGCCCUUCUUGUUACUACCCUAUACUUUAAAUGCAAUCGUUAACAUUGUUUUCGUUAGAUUAGUCAGAAAGUAUUAGCUGAAAAUGGAGGUGAAAAUUUUAGUAGUAGAGGGAUUGCUGUGCUUAUAAAAGUAAAGAAGGCAGUUUGGUUUUUGCAAAAUGCUCUCUUUAGUUGAUUUUCUUUCUUGGGUGUUUGCUUUUGACAUAGUUCUGUAAAGUACUAAUUGAAAAGUGACUACAACUAUGUGGGAUAAUACAUGCUAAUUAUGCAUGAAUUCUGAUGUUGUCCUUCGGGAAGUUUCGUAGAUUUGAUUCAUCUUUUUAA
Messenger RNA from Solanum tuberosum (potato), 1288 nucleotides. RefSeq lists its product as uncharacterized. The record is from RefSeq and is a predicted model, not a curated record. NCBI's taxonomy places the organism in Eukaryota, Viridiplantae, Streptophyta, Magnoliopsida, Solanales, Solanaceae. Bases 272 to 994 code for a protein of 240 amino acids. The transcript has a single exon.